Messenger RNA from Carassius gibelio (silver crucian carp), 948 nucleotides. RefSeq names its product olfactory receptor 52B4-like. The record is from RefSeq and is a predicted model, not a curated record. Gene Ontology annotation, cellular component: membrane. Gene Ontology annotation, molecular function: olfactory receptor activity; G protein-coupled receptor activity. The transcript has a single exon. NCBI's taxonomy places the organism in Eukaryota, Metazoa, Chordata, Actinopteri, Cypriniformes, Cyprinidae. Gene Ontology annotation, biological process: G protein-coupled receptor signaling pathway. The coding region runs from base 1 to 948 and encodes 315 amino acids.
AUGUCUUCAGCUGGCAACAUCUUCAAUGUGUCAUCUCAUCUGUUUCUUCAAGGCUUCGAUCUGUCCCCUGAACAGGCUAUUGUUGCAUUUGUCUUUGCCACACUAAAUUAUAUAAUCAUAUUGUUCUGCAACUUCUUCCUCCUGUUCACUGUCAUAACCAAUAGGGGUCUUCAUGAACCAAUGUAUAUUCUCCUGUUAAAUUUGUCCAUUAAUGAUCUAAUAGGUUCUACAUGCCUGUUCCCUCACAUCAUGCGGGAGCUCCUGUUUGACACCAAGACCAUUCCGUUCUCCAUCUGUAUCACUCAGGCGUUCUUCAUACAUGUGUAUGCAUUAUCAGCGGUCUUCAUCUUGACUGCAAUGGCAUAUGACAGAUAUGUCGCCAUCUGCCAGCCAAUGAGAUACACUACCAUUAUGAGCAAAGUUCACCUCACAAAGAUCAUCUCUUUGGUUUGGCUUUCUAAUUUGACACUGAUUGGAAUCCUUUUCAUUCUCCUCCUGCGGUUGCCUCGCUGUAGGUCUUACCUUACCCAUCCAUAUUGUGACAACCCUUCCCUCCUGCAACUGGUCUGUGCAGACAUGACCAUUAAUAACAUUUACGGACUUCUGAUAACAGCUCUCUGUCAGGUGUUAACAGUGGGUCUGAUUUUGUACACAUACCUACGGAUCCUCAUAGCCUGUUUCCACAACAAAAGCUCUGACACAAGGAGUAAAGCUCUGCAGACAUGUGGCACACAUCUAGUUGUCUUUAUCUUGUUUGAGUGUUUGGGUCUUUUCACCAUCAUCUCAUACAGGAUAAAAGAUAUUUCUCCUCACUUACGAAAAUUCAUUGCGGUUGGUGCUAUGAUAUUACCACCAACGAUGAAUCCUAUUAUAUAUGGAUUGAGAACUAAAGAAAUCAGAGUCAAAGGAAUAAACUUUUUCAGGCGAAAAAAAGUUUUCAUGUCAUGA